This is a messenger RNA of Xylaria bambusicola, 1350 nucleotides long. RefSeq names its product tubulin beta chain. Gene Ontology annotation, cellular component: microtubule; cytoplasm. The transcript is spliced from 7 exons. The record is from RefSeq and is a predicted model, not a curated record. Lineage: Eukaryota; Fungi; Ascomycota; Sordariomycetes; Xylariales; Xylariaceae. Bases 1 to 1350 code for a protein of 449 amino acids. Gene Ontology annotation, molecular function: GTPase activity; GTP binding; structural constituent of cytoskeleton. Gene Ontology annotation, biological process: microtubule cytoskeleton organization; mitotic cell cycle.
AUGCGUGAGAUUAUUCAUAUCUCGACCGGUCAAUGCGGAAACCAAGUCGGCGCCUCAUUUUGGCAGACUGUCUCUCGCGAGCACGGUCUCGACCACAAUGGCACCUAUCAGGGCUCUUCGAGUCUUCAGUUAGACCGAAUCGGGGUUUAUUUCAACGAGGGUCGCAACUCGAAACAUGUACCCCGAGCAGUCUUGGUAGACUUGGAACCCGGGACGAUGGAUGCCAUCCGGGGCGGCCAAUACCGCAACUUGUUCAGUCCGGAUAACAUGGUCUUCGGCCAAUCCGGCGCUGGCAACAAUUGGGCAAAGGGCCACUAUACCGAAGGCGCUGAGCUUGUUGAUCAGGUCCUCGAUGUCGUGAGGCGGGAAGCAGAGGGUUGCGAUUGUCUGCAAGGCUUCCAGCUCACGCAUUCUCUUGGGGGAGGUACCGGGUCGGGAAUGGGUACGCUGCUUCUGUCGAAGAUUCGCGAGGAAUUUCCUGAUAGGAUCAUGGCAACAUAUUCCGUGAUCCCAUCGCCGAAGGUCUCCGAUACCGUGGUAGAGCCUUACAACGCCACACUGUCAAUGCACCAACUCGUCGAAAAUGCGGACGAGACCUUUGUCAUCGACAACGAUGCACUGCACGACAUCUGCCAGCGAAGUCUCAAGAUUUCAUCGCCCUCCUUUGGAGAUAUGAACCAUCUCGUUUCCACCGUCAUGUCAGGAGUAACAACAUCGCUGCGCUUCCCGGGCCAACUGAAUUCGGACCUUCGUAAAUUGGCAGUGAACAUGGUGCCUUUCCCGCGGCUACACUUCUUCAUGGUUGGCUACGCGCCAUUGACCAGCCUCGUGCCUGGUGCCAAGGCAUUUCAACAAUAUACGGUUCAGGCCUUGACGCAGCAGAUGUUUGACGCAAAGAACAUGAUGGCUGCAUCGGAUUUCCGAAAUGGACGGUUCCUGACAUGCUCCGCUAUGUUCCGCGGGAAGUUAUCUAUGAAAGAAGCAGAGCAACAGAUAUACAGCAUGCAAAACCACAAUUCUACGUACUUCGUCGACUGGAUCCCGAACAAUAUCCAAACAGCAAUGUGCUCAGUGCCGGCGCUCGGCCAGGAAAUGUCCGGCACCUUCGUCGGCAAUUCAACCGCUCUCCAAGAGAUCCUGAAACGCGUAGGGGAACAGUUCGCCCUCAUGUUCCGCCGCAAAGCCUUUCUUCACUGGUAUACCGGGGAAGGUAUGGAUGAAAUGGAAUUCACAGAAGCAGAAUCCAACAUGAACGAUCUUAUUAGUGAAUACCAGCAAUACCAGGAGGCUUCUAUCGAAGAAGAAUAUGAGGAAGAGGAGGACUACGCUGGUGGUGAAGCGCAGGAGUAG